CCAGCGCUCCGCUCCGCCUUAGUGCACUCCCGGCAACCCUUUGGGGCGGACACCAGGUCCUCCCUACCGCAGACUACAUUUCCCACAGGCCUCUGCACAUAGUUUUGUAAGGGCUUUGUUGCUGGUGUCGCCUCCAGAGAUCUGGUUUAUAUGGACUUGGCAGUUUUCCAGCAGAAAUCUUGAGAAGCACUAACCAGUUCAAAACCAUGGCCUUUGGUUCAGUGACAUUCAGGGAUGUGGCCAUAGACUUCUCACCGGAAGAAUGGGAAUUCCUGGACUCAGCUCAGAGGGACUUAUAUAGGGAUGUGAUGUGGGAAAAUUAUAGAAACUUCAUUUCACUGGCAGGACAUUCCAUUUCUGCACCAGAUGUGAUUACAUUAUUGGAUGAUGGGAAGGAGCCCUGGAUGCUUAUGAGGGAAAGGAUAAGAAGACACUACCUUGAUUUGGAAUCCAGAUACAGGACUAAUACGUUAUCUUCAGAAAAGGAUAUUUGUGAAAUAUAUUCAUUCCAAUUGGAAGUAAUGGAAAAAAUUAAAAGCUAUUGCCUUCAGGACUCCAUUUUUAGAAAUGAUUGGGAAUUCAAAAGUAAGAUUGAAGGGCAAAUGGAACCACAAGAAGGAUGUUUGGGGCAAGUGGAAAUUACUUCUGAAAAAAUGACCACAUACAAAAAGCAUAACUUUCUCGCUGAAUAUCAGCGAGUUCAUAAUAGGGAAAAGUUAUAUGAAUGUAAGGAAUGUAGGAAGACCUUUAUUCGUCGCUCAACACUUAGUCAACACCUGAGAAUUCAUACUGGUGAGAAACCUUAUAAAUGUAAGGAAUGUGGGCAGGCUUUUAGACAACGUGCACACCUUAUUCGACAUCACAAACUGCAUACUGGUGAGAAACCCUAUCAAUGUAAGGAAUGUGGGAAGGCCUUUACAGUGCUCCAAGAACUUACUCAACAUCAGAGACUCCAUACUGGUGAAAAGCCCUAUGAAUGUAAAGAAUGUGGAAAGGCCUUUAGAGUACAUCAGCAACUUGCUCGACAUCAGAGAAUUCACACUGGUGAGAAACCCUAUGAAUGUAAGGAAUGUAGUAAACCCUUUAGACUGCUCUCACAACUUACUCAACAUCAGCGUUUUCAUACUGGUGAGAAACCCUAUGAAUGUAAGGAAUGUGGGAAGGCCUUUACAGUGCUCCAAGAACUUACUCAACAUCAGAGUAUUCAUACUGGUGAGAAACCCUAUGAAUGUAAGGAAUGUGGGAAGGCCUUUACAGUGCUCCAAGAACUUACUCAACAUCAGAGUAUUCAUACUGGUGAGAAACCUUAUGAAUGUAAGGAGUGUGGUAAGGCUUUUAGACUUUAUUCAUUUCUUACUCAACAUCAGAGAAUUCAUACAGGUGAGAAACCCUACAAAUGUAAGGAAUGUAAGAAGGCCUUUAGACAGCAUUCACACCUUACUCAACAUCAGAAAAUUCAUAAUGAAAUUUAGUACAAGAAAGCCUUGAUGUGUACAUUAUGUUACAGAAUAUCACAAAAUUCAUUUUGAGAAUUGUUUUCAUGCUCACAUCAAAGCAUAAGAAAUUUUAUAUGACAGGAAAAAUUUUGCUUUAAAAGCCUUCCUUUACCAUUCAAACAUUGCCUCUGGCAAAUGUAUGUCAGAGAAUAAUACAAUUAAUAUAAGAAAAGCUUUAGCUUUCUUUAUCAUUGUCUCCAUUUCACCACUUUAUUCCCACUUUGUUACUGGACAAGGUACUUAAACUUCUGUGACUCAUCUUGUUCACUUGUAAAAUGGUGAUAAUAUGUAUAUUAUUUAUUGCUGUAUAAUAAAUUACCACAACUUAAUUAAUAGCUUAAAAUAAUACAUAUAUAUUAUUUCACAAUUUCUAUGGAUUGGGAGUCUGGGUAUAACUUAGUUGGGUCUUCCGCUUCAGAAUUUCUCAUGAGGCUAAAAUCAAGAUUUUAGCUAAGGCUGGGUCUGAUCUGAAGGUUCAACUGGGAAAGGGAUCUACUUCCAACCUCAUAUGGUUGUUGGCUGAAUUUAUUUUCUUGAGGGCUACUGCACUGAGGUCCUAAGUUUCUGACUGUUGGCAAAAGGGAGACCCCAGUGCCUUGCCACAUAGACGUCUUCAACAUGGCUGCUUCAUCAACAAAUAGUCUGCUAGAAUCAUAAAAUUUAUAAUCUUGUGUAGUCUAAUCACUGAAGGAAUAUUUCAUCACUUUAUGUCUUCUACUGGCUAGAAACAAAUUUCUAGGUUACCUACACUCAAGGGAAGAGGAUUCCAUAAGAGUGU
Molecule: messenger RNA, 2274 nt
Organism: Myotis davidii
Lineage: Eukaryota; Metazoa; Chordata; Mammalia; Chiroptera; Vespertilionidae
Product: zinc finger protein 14 homolog
Exons: 5
Coding region: 207-1472 (421 amino acids)
Biological process (GO): regulation of transcription by RNA polymerase II
Molecular function (GO): RNA polymerase II cis-regulatory region sequence-specific DNA binding; DNA-binding transcription factor activity
Source: RefSeq, a predicted model, not a curated record